UUAGGCAGCAGGCUGGCGUCCAUGUCGAGCGAGGCAGUUCUUUGUGUAGAAAAUGGCUGCCGCGGCGGUCACGUGACGGGAAACGGCGCCGCGGCCCGGGAUUGGCUGGCGUCGGGUGACGUCAUCGGUGAAAGCCAACAACAGCUGAGCUCGCCAAGACCUCAGUCAGAAGAGAGACACACAAGAGGGAGGAUGUACCGUGUAGCGUGACCCGAACCGAGACCCGUUUCCCUCCCGUCCAAGGACAGAACGAACUGUGAUGUUGGGAGAAUUAACACACUAAGUACUAAGUGAGACAACACGGCCCACAUACCAAAGAUCAAGCCGAACCACCACCACCACCCACAAUUAAGCCGUCGUCGCCACCACCUCCCCUGCUGCAGUGUGCCACACUCACUACUAGUCCACUCAUAACAAGCUGUCGUGUGUCGCUGCGGAAAUAUGAGAAUAGAAGUGAAAUCAGCCGCGAACUUCCUCGUCGACCUGUUGAAGCUGAACAGCAGCGGCCUGACGGAGGAUCAGCUGGAGAAGUUUAAGGAGAAUGUGUGCCAUAUCCUGAUGCGCCACUACGCGGACCACUGGUUCCCGGACAGGCCCUUCAAGGGAUCUGGCUACCGCUGCAUCAGGAUCAAUGGCAACCUGGACCCGCUCAUCGCCCGGGCAGGCUUCAUGAUGGGCCUGGCCUCCUGCUUCCUGCGCUCCCUCUUCCCCUCCGAGCUCACCAUGUGGGUGGAUCCUGCCGAGGUGGCCUACCGCAUCGGCGAGAAUGGCUCCAUUUGCGUGUUGUACGAGGAGCUGCCACCCCCCAAGACGCCCUCCCCGCCGCCCCAGCAGCCCAUGCCCACCCCCGAGAAGACGCCCAUCAAGGCCGUAGGGCAGCAGCAGGCUCACUCCCCGCCGCCGCCCCAGCAGCCCCAUUCUCCGCCGCCCGCCCUUCACCACCACCAGGUCCAUCACUAUAACCAUCACCAUCACUUCUCGCCGUCCAAGUCCGUGGUGGUGUCGUCCCCGGUGCACCACAGCCCCCCGCUGUCCCCCGUCACCACCACCCAGCACCAUCACCAUCAUCAGCAGCAACAACAGCAGCUGCUGAACAUGUUUUUAAUGAGUGGCGGCGGCAAGGAGGCCGGCAGCCUGGUGAAGUGCAAGGAAUCUCUGCGCGGCGGGCUGGACGCGCGGCCCCUGCAGAUGGACCGACUGUUUGUGUCCAGCUGAGCCCGCCAGCCCGGCACGCCCGUGAUCUCAACCACCGCCAACAGCUGAAAGUACAAUCAGGGACCAACUGGUGACACCAUCGCCCGCCCCUCGCCCUCUCACAACGGGGAAAUUAUAAGUUUAUUUGUAAACAGUAAUAUUUAUGUACAUAAGGAGCUAUAUUAAUACUAUAUAAUAUGAGUGUUGUGGUGAGUGAGUGUGCGGGGCUGCGCUGCUAGCUGUGCUGUGCCGUGCUGGUGGACCCCCCCACGCGUGCCCUGCUCUGCCCUGACCUGCCGUGCCACCACACCACCACCAUCACCACCACGCCCUGGUUCACCGGCCCGCCCCGAACCGCCACCCGGACCAGGAAUCGCAUCGGUUCCGUCUAUUCCAAGUCAGGCGUCGCGGUUCGCGGCUUGUACCUCCCAGCGACAAGGGCUGAGGGCUGGCUGGCUGUGACACUCAUGGCCACACCCUCCACAGUUCACCUUAUAACUGAAAAAAAAUCUUUUUUCAGAUGGUACAAAGUCAGAGUUCUUAAAGUGUCUGUGAUUUAAUUCGGUCGCAGUAUUUUUAUUUUAAUUUAAUGGAAGUGUUCUAGCUCAGUUUAUCGUCUAUGUCUAGCUUUAGCGUCAGUUUUUUGCUUUAAGCAAACUCCUGGGUAGUGAUGUGUACAUUCUCCUUGUUGGUGCAUGCUUACUUGUAAUAUAUGCCUGUAAAAAAAGCCUUAUUUUGUUUCACAAAACGUCUAAUUUUACUAGAAAAAAUCGUUUUGUACAGCAUAAAAUAAAAGUCCAACGCAAUUUAA
Messenger RNA from Portunus trituberculatus (swimming crab), 2005 nucleotides. Its product is annotated as protein Tob2-like. Lineage: Eukaryota; Metazoa; Arthropoda; Malacostraca; Decapoda; Portunidae. Gene Ontology annotation, cellular component: nucleus; cytoplasm. The record is from RefSeq and is a predicted model, not a curated record. Gene Ontology annotation, biological process: negative regulation of cell population proliferation; negative regulation of mitotic cell cycle. Bases 442 to 1215 code for a protein of 257 amino acids. The transcript has a single exon.